CAAGCUAGAUGCAGAGAACAGGCAAGGACUAACCAUGUUUUAUUUCUUCACAGCUCUUCAAAGAUUUCUUCAAAGAGCAUCAAGAAAAUUAAGAGGUUUAGGUGCCAGUUUGAGAUUAGAGGAAGAAAAUGAAAUUGAAAACAGGAAGCAGAGAGAGGCAGGUUCCAACUAACCUUCAUGCCAUUUCCCCCCAAGUGGAGAAGAAUGUUGACAGUGAUUGACCUGUCACAUGCCAGUUCUCCACAUGCCUGUAGUUCAGCUGCUGGAAAUAGGCUCUGCUGAGCCACUGCAGGACACCAACACAUCCACUGCCAGAGAUGGGUGCAGAUAGAGGGAAGCAACUGCAAGCUUGCCAGAAAUCAUUAUCUUCUGUUCAAGUCAGGCACACAACAAAUAAAGUCUCACCAGAUCCACAGAUUGACGGAGAAAGAAGAACAUUUGGUGUUCCUCUGGAAGCUCUCAUACAGGAUGCAACACAAUGUGAAGUCCCUUUUCUCGUCACGCAGAUGGUGGAGUACCUAGAAGUAUUUGGUCUGCAACAUGUUGGUAUAUUUCGAAUCAGUGGUUCAGCGAAUAAAGUCAAAGAAUUAAAGCAAAAGUACAAUCAAGGAGAAAAGGUAGACCUCAUUAAUCAUGGAGAUGUUGAUUCUGUAGCCAGCCUUCUGAAACUGUUUCUAAAAGAACUGCCAGUGGCUGUUUUUCCAGAUAAUGUCUGUGCUGGCCUGCUAAAAACUUUCCAAGAGCACAAAAUCCACACAGCAGAAUGCAUAAAGAAUCUGAGACAGUUACUCAGCUGCCUGCCCAAAGCCCAUCAAAACCUUCUGCAGUUCCUGUCUGCUUUUCUGUUAAAGAUAGCAACAUACAGUGCAGUGAAUUUCAUGACUCUGGAAAACCUAGCUGUUGUGUUUGGACCUGCUCUUUUCAAGAUCCCUGUCGGUCCCUUGGCUUGUGAAGAACAAAGGCUUUACAAUGGCCUCCUGCUGUAUUUGCUUCAACACUAUGAGGUGCUUUUUGUUGAGCUGAACCCUGGUUUCUCACCAAGACAAGCAGAUGGCCUUCAGAAGAACAAUACAGAAGAUGAGGAGAGAGACAGAUCAGCAUUAUUAAGCAUUCAGGAUAAUUCCUUCAACACCACAGCUUUAGCAGAGUGUGACAGGGAUUCGGACUCUGUACAUGAAGAUCAAGUGGCCAGUUGCAGCACCAGAGAUGAUGAUAACAAAGAAAAUUAUCUGGACAACACUGCUAUCUUAGGAGAAAGGCAGCUGCAUUUGCAAGACAACCAGCAGCAUAAGGAGCAGGCAGUAACUGACUAUGCUCUAAAGCCUGACAUGGGCAACUUAAAGCUAAGAAAGCCUAAGCCCUUGGCAAAGCUAGAAAAUGGAAAAAGCCAUGAGGAAAGUCAGGAGCUGGAGAGCUCAUUGCCAGGCCUCUCAGACUGGCAGGAGAAGGAAGGAUCCUCAGCUAAUGACUAUGCACAGAAUGUGUCUUUCAGAUGCCAGGAAGAAGUCGUGAGGUUUCAGCCAAGUCUAGAUCAGAAAGCAUAUAUUUCACAAAAGGAAGCAACUGAGCAACUGCACAGCUUAAGUGAGAAUUCUUUGUUGAAGCUACAAGCCCUCGAAACCGAUCUGUGCUCUGCAUUUCUGCCAACCCAGGAGGAAACUCCUCAGCUGCCGGCACCCAAGGAUCCAACCCCUUCAUCAGUCCAAACCAGUGUGCAUCCUGAUGGGGCCAGUUGUGGAGAGCCUGUACCAGCCCAGAGAGACUGGCAGAAUGACAGCAGCCCACAAGAACAUCACUCCCUAGGGACCAGUCGACUACUGUAUCACAUUACUGAUGGAGACAAUCCUCUUUUGUCACCACGCUGCUCUAUCUUUAGCCAAAGCCAGAGAUUUAAUCUAGACACAGAGUCUGCCCCUUCUCCACCAAGUGCUCAACCUUUCAUGACACCAAGAAGUUCUUCUAGAUGUAACUGUGAAGAGUGCAAAGAACCACAAACAAUUGCACAACUCACCAAGCAUCUUCAGAGUCUCAAGAGAAAAAUCAGAAAGUAUGAAGAAAAGUUUGAGCAAGAAAAAAAAUACCUGCCUUCACAUGGUGACAAAACUUCGAAUCCUGAAGUUCUGAAAUGGAUGAAUGAUUUGGCCAAAGGUCGCAAGCAGCUCAAAGAGUUGAAACUCCGAAUGUCAGAAGAACAAAACCGUACCUCCAGAGCAGCCCAAAGAAAUGAUCAUUGUGAAAGCACUGGGACCUCUAAGGAGACCGGGACACGGGAGGCCACAAGCAUGGAACCAGCUCCAUCAGUAGAAGAAACCAUGGAUGGUGUACUAAGACGACUGAAGGAGAAAAGACAGCACUUCAACAUUCCGGAGACUAUUAAGGAUAUGACAAAAAAGCAUAUGGCUUUGGAAAAAAUCAGUCUUCAGAAAUGCCUAAUGUAUUCUGAGAGUAUUCAUGGACAGCCUGUAACUAAACAAGAAAAGAGUCUUAUGAAGCCUCUUUAUGACAGAUAUAGAAUUAUCAAGAAGCUUCUUGGAACUCCAUCUUUGAUCACAACAAUUCAGGAAGAAGAAGACUCAGAUGAAGACCAUUCUCAAAGCAGCCAUGAGCUAUCAUCUGGUCCAAUAUCUUGCCUCCCUGUUGAUGAGCAUCUGUGUUACUCUCAGGAGGAGAGCGAGCCUGCAUAUGUUUCACCUCUGGAUGAAAAGAAAGUUUUCAGACCAACAGCCCUGUCUAUGUCCAACUUACAUGAGGCAACAAUGCCUGUUCUACUUGAACAUCUCCGAGAAACAAGAGCAGAUAAAAAAAGGCUUCGCAAGGCUCUGAGGGAGUUUGAAGAACAAUUCUACAAGCAGACAGGAAGGAGUCCUCUAAAAGAAGAUCGUGUAUCAAUGGCAGAGGAAUACUCUGAAUACAAGCACACAAAAGCCAAAAUCAGGCUCUUAGAGGUUCUCAUCAGUAAACAUGAUGUUUCCAAAACAAUUUGAAAUUAAUGCAAUGAAGUGGUGUUAUUCUCUAGCAAAACAAACAAGAACAAUAACAAAAAAAAAUGAGGCAGUUGUCUUACAGGUCUUGGUCUUCUGCACAAUUAUUUGACACACUGAGAUUUUUUGAUGCACUUUACCAAUUAUACAAGCUGGUAUGAGCGAGGACAGCAAUAUACAAGAAUAUUAAGUGUGGGUGAGUGACCUAUAGUAUAUAUUUUUUUCCUUUGAAAAAGCCUUGAAGUGCACUGUGAAAAAUGUUAGAAAUUAAAAGGACAUUAAUGUAUUGUUGAGACUCAGUUUGACCUGUUCUUAGGUUUAAAAAGUGUGAGGAAAUGCUCUCCAGGUUUCUAGUAUAUCUUAGUAUUUGGUAAUGUACCACACAUUUCUUAGCAGGAUUUACACACACUAAUUAACUAUUGCUGUUGGUUCUCAAUACAGAGUUGCCAUUCAAUUCCAGUAGCUUCAAAGAAAGGUGUGUACACGUAACCAGUGACAGGAUUUGGUCUAUAAUUCUGGGAGUAGAGCAAAGUGAUGCUGCCUAUGCAAAAAAAAAAAAAAAAAGAAAAAAAAAAAGGAAAAAAAAAAAGGAAUGAAUAUGACUACCAAAUGGAGAUAGUAUUUUUUUUUUUCUUUUUAGAAAUAAGAGUAAGCAUUUGGCAAAAUAAACAGGUAGUCUACUGGGAAGAGAUAAAACAAAGGUAGUGUAUGCUGUCCUUUUCACUAUGGUUUAUAGGACCAGUCGUGUGGUACAUAAAAUUCAGUAAAUAGGUCAACUACAUGCUAAUUUUUAUUUCUGUAUUGAACUUUUGCACUUUAUUUUGCCUGAUACUAAUUUGCUUUUCUAAUUACCAAAGCUCGUUUAGAAGCAUGCACUUUGUAAAAUGUCAAAGUAUUUCCUGUGUUAUAAAUUACCAUAUAGAUAAAUAUAUAUAUAUAUAUAAAAGACAAGACUAGAUUAUUGCAUUAUGCUAAGAUAUUUUGGAUAGAUUAAAGUACAUGGUAUAUAAUUGAGUGUCACGGUUAUCUGUUGAGGAACGCUAGACUUCUCAUUUACUAUAAAUAAGAUUAUAAAAAAAAUAUUUUUCCAUUGGAAUUAUGCAUCUUUCUUAACUUUCAGAGCACCACAUUUUGUAAUAUUAAGGAUUUUUUUUUUUCAAUAUUUGUGAUAAACCAUUUGUGUUAAAAGUGAACUGUUAACAGAAGGCUUAUCAACAUUUUUGUACUGCAAAUGAAAACUAGGGAUUCGGGGAAAUACCUAUCCCAGACAUAAAGGAAGGAAGAAUGAAAACAGAAAAAGGAAGUAAGUUGAAUCAUGUUUAGUGUUCUGCUUUAACUGUCAUUUUGUAUUGACCACACAGUAUAAGCAACCUGUUUUCUAUCUAUCUUGGUAAGAAAAUUUUCAUUUUAUAAAGCCUAUUAUGUACCAACCACAUUUGUACUUACAUUGUAUGUAAUGGCUCAGCAUGAUUUUGAAGAUGUACGUUCCUGUUUUCAAGUAGCUUGGAGGAAAAAGUAUGAUGACUAAAAAUGAUUUUUUUAUUUCUUAGAGGUUUGUUGUUUCGGUGUACUGAUUUAAUAAUUUAUAACUUUUAUGAAUCAGAAUGGUCUCCUUCGUAAAUCUGUUUUAAUUAAAGUCAGCUAGAGCAACAGUAACAGAUACAGAGCUAUUUGAAGUUUACAAACUACAUCUUUGAUAAGGGAAAAUGAUUUCAUGACAUGUACACAAUUGAUAUUAAAAUGUGAUCUAUAUAUUCUAUAUGAUUGUAUAAUAUUUUAUACAACAGUACAAAUAAAAUAUUUUUCUAUUAUA
Messenger RNA from Oxyura jamaicensis (ruddy duck), 4794 nucleotides. It is a transcript of the gene FAM13C, whose product is annotated as family with sequence similarity 13 member C. NCBI's taxonomy places the organism in Eukaryota, Metazoa, Chordata, Aves, Anseriformes, Anatidae. The transcript has 24 exons. Bases 318 to 2984 code for a protein of 888 amino acids. Gene Ontology annotation, biological process: signal transduction. The record is from RefSeq and is a predicted model, not a curated record.